UUCGCAACUGUUCUGAGCUUUAUGGUUUACCUACUCACUCCUCUGUGCCAUUUUCAUUGCCAUACGUUUUGAUUCACCAUUGCUCUUCACACUAUCAACUCCACCGAGAAAGACGUUUCUUUCGCACCUCUACUUAAAAAAUGCUGCCAAUAAUGCCACAACUGGGUCGUGUAAUGCGACCACGGACGCCUGCGAUGCAUUCAUACAUCGCUUUCUAUUCUACCGUCUCAGGUCUCUCACGCAGCAAAUGGGGAAUCAGCGGCCGGGGUCCGCGAACUCUCAAACCCCUGGAAACAGAAGAGGAGGAUUUUGACGGGGAAGAGGAUACAACCUACGACUCUCCCUUUCGCAAGAAAGCAGUCAGAGACCCUACACCGCAUCAAUGGGCUGCACACCAAGCUACAUUGAAGAAAGAGUUUCCCGAGGGCUGGGCACCUCCACGCAAAUUGUCUAGAGAUGCCAUGGACGGUUUACGGUCUCUUCAUGCGGCGAAUCCGGAACUACUAACAACACCGGUUUUGGCGGAGAAAUUCAGGAUUAGCCCGGAGGCGGUUAGGAGGAUUUUGAAGAGCAAGUGGGAGCCGUCGAAGGAUAAGAGAGCGAGGUUGUUGGAGAAGGAAAGGAAGUCGAGGGAAGAAUGGAUUGCGCAGAGAAGAGAAGAAGAGUGGCAGAAGCAGAAAGAGUUGGAGGAGCAGUAUAGGAGGCAGAAACAGUACUUCGGAGUGAACAGGGAUGACAAGCUCUCGUUCACUUGAGCCUUUUUUCGUAUCCUCUAGGCUCCCUAUUAUCGGAACAGUCGAAGAUUUAUCCGAAGCUGGAGGAUGGUAUAAUAUACUCUGCAUUAGUCGACGGACUUAUGUUACAGUGUAUGGCAGUAUGCGAAGAGGAAUAUAGACUACUGAUACAU
Messenger RNA from Somion occarium, 907 nucleotides. Lineage: Eukaryota; Fungi; Basidiomycota; Agaricomycetes; Polyporales; Cerrenaceae. The record is from the annotation of a GenBank genome assembly.